UUUAAUACUUGUAUCUCUGACUUUCAUUGCUUAUAAAGAGAAGCAGGAAAGAAGCAGCAAGAGGCAGAGUUGGAGAGAACCAGUUAGAGAAGAUGGCUGAUUUUGUUCAAAAAGAUGGGUCAGAAAAUGGAGAAGAGAGAGCAGAUGUUCAAUCACCACCAAAAGAGAUCAAAGAACGAAAACUCUCAUGGGCCAGACUCCGGCGAGUCGAUUCCCUGGACUUCGAAGCAGGGAGAGUCUCUGGGGCCACCGGUCAUGGCAGCAGGAAGGGGUGGCUGACCGCACUAAACCUAGCCUUGCAGAGCAUUGGGGUGGUGUAUGGUGACAUAGGAACAUCUCCACUAUAUGUGUACUCCAGCACUUUUACCCGUGGGAUUGACGAUCAAGAGGAUAUAUUGGGGGUCUUGUCCCUCAUUAUUUACACCAUCGUACUUAUAACCUUCAUCAAAUAUGUCUUCAUUGUUCUCUUUGCCAAUGAUAACGGUGAUGGGGGGACAUUUGCCCUCUAUACCUUGAUUUGUAAGCAUGCCCCAAAGGUGGGCUUGAUUCCAAACAUUCAGCAAGAGGACAGAGAAAUCUCCAACUACAAAUUGGACAAACCAUCUAGCCAUUUGAGGAGGGCUCAGAAAGUAAAAGAAUUUCUUGAGAAGAACAAAGCAGCAAAAACCACAUUGUUUCUGGUCACAAUGAUUGGGACAUCAAUGGUGAUAGGGGAUGGGAUUCUGACUCCUUGCAUAUCAGUUCUUUCUGCAGUGGGUGGGAUCAAGACCGCAGCAUCAUCCCUUAACCAAGAUGCUGUUGUUGCAAUCUCAGCAGUGAUCUUAAUCCUCUUAUUUGCAGUGCAAAAAUAUGGGACUGAUAAAGUAGGAUACGCAUUUGCUCCUAUCGUUCUGAUAUGGUUUAGCUUCAUUGGAAUCACUGGAAUCUACAACCUCUUCAAGUACGAUGUUGGUGUCUUGCAUGCAUUUAACCCACAAUAUAUUGUUAAAUACUUCAAAAGAACUGGUAAGCAAGGAUGGAUAUCACUUGGAGGCGUCCUGCUCUGCAUUACAGGCACCGAGGCCAUGUUUGCAGACUUGGGUCACUUCUCUGUAAAGGCCAUUCAACUUAGUUUCACUGCAAUCGUAUUUCCUGCAUUGUUAUGCGCAUACAUUGGGCAAGCUUCAUAUUUGAGAAAAUUCCCAGAUCACGUCGGUGAUACUUUCUAUAAAUCAAUUCCAGGUCCAAUUUAUUGGCCAACAUUUGUAGUAGCUAAUGCCGCAGCUAUUAUUGCCAGUCAGGCUAUGAUAUCUGGUGCUUUCGCGGUCAUAGCCCAGUGUCUACCACUAGGUUGUUUCCCGAGAGUUAAGGUGAUUCACACUUCUGCAAAGUAUGAAGGUCAGGUGUACAUACCAGAGUUGAACUACUUUCUCAUGGCGGCCUGUGUGAUCGUUACAGUUGCCUUCAGGACGACAAAUAAUAUUGGAAAUGCAUAUGGCAUCGCAGUGAUAGCAGUUAUGGUGAAAACCACAUUUGUCGUAACAGUGAUUAUGCUAAUGAUAUGGAAGAUAAGCAUAUGGUUGGUAGCUCUCUUCUUUGUAGUGUUUGGAGUAGUUGAGCUGGUGUAUCUGUCCUCAGCUUUGUACAAAUUCAAACAAGGAGGUUACCUUCCACUGGCCUUCUCAUUAGCUUUCACAAUGAUAAUGAUUACAUGGCACUAUGUGCACAAGAAGAGGUACCAGUUUGAGCUUGAAAACAAAGUCUCUGAUGAGUACAUGAGUUCGUUGGCCAAUAAUCCAAAUCUAAUCCGGAUACCAGGGAUGGGAUUGCUAUAUUCUGAACUCGUCCAUGGAAUACCCCCCAUAUUUUCACAUUUCAUUUCAAGCAUACCAUCCAUCCAUUCAGUUCUGAUCUUCGUCACGAUUAAGUCCAUUCCAGUCAGUAAAGUGGCACUAGAGGAGCGAUUCCUCUUCCGACAAGUUGAGCCUAAAGAGUAUAGGAUGUUUCGAUGUGUAGUGAGAUAUGGGUAUAACGAUGUAAUGGAUGAGCCAAAGGUGUUUCAGAGCCUACUAGUAGAAUACUUGAAGGAGUUCGUUAGACAGCAAGAUUUCUUUCUUGAAACUGAGACCACAGAUCAAUCAAAUGCCAACCAAGAGGCAAAAGAAAGCAAGCAAAGAGCAUCAGGGUCAUCCACUGUUUAUGAUGAGCGCUGCCUGCAACAAUCUUCCGGACCCAUUCAAGCAGUUACAUCUGCUCGGUCAAGAAACUCCUCUAGCCAGAUUAUCAGCGGACCAAUUCAGGCACCACAAGAAGAGGCACAGUUCCUUCAAAAGGCUUUGGAUGAUGGGGUUGUGUAUCUUUUGGGAGAGGCAGAGGUCACAGCAAAGGCGGGAUCAUCGCUGCUGAAAAAGUUUGCAGUGAACUAUGCAUACAAAUUCAUUCGAAAGAACUUAAGAGAUGGAGAGAAAGUAAUGGGUGUUCCAAGAAGCAGGAUGCUUAGGGUUGGAAUGACAUAUGAGAUAUAAAGAAAGCGUCCUACAGUUGAAGCUGUUGCACAAUGCAUUAACAGUCUGAUAAAUGAGGAUUAGCACUAAACCUCAGAAAAGAAAGAAAAACAUUUCUUCUUGCAAUGAAAACAAAGUUGAAUAGAGCAAAGAGGAGACUCAGGAGCUAAGGAAACAUUUAUUAUUGAGAUAUGAGAGAGAUUUGUAAAAUGGGAAAAUGGUGUGAAGUAUGACAAUGAACUUAUGUUGCUUUUAUUGAGAGAUGAGAGAGAUUGUAAAAUGGGAUUUAUGCAGUGUCCUAGGCAAUCAAAGACGUAAAAAGUAGCAGUAUAACUCA
Molecule: messenger RNA, 2820 nt
Organism: Amborella trichopoda
Lineage: Eukaryota; Viridiplantae; Streptophyta; Magnoliopsida; Amborellales; Amborellaceae
Product: potassium transporter 5
Biological process (GO): potassium ion transmembrane transport
Cellular component (GO): membrane
Molecular function (GO): potassium ion transmembrane transporter activity
Source: RefSeq, a predicted model, not a curated record